Bactrocera tryoni is the source of this 1138-nucleotide messenger RNA. Its product is annotated as lysozyme c-1-like. The transcript is spliced from 4 exons. The coding region runs from base 480 to 989 and encodes 169 amino acids. The record is from RefSeq and is a predicted model, not a curated record. Lineage: Eukaryota; Metazoa; Arthropoda; Insecta; Diptera; Tephritidae.
UGGGAUCAUUAAGCGCACAUCGCUUUAGUUAGCCGCACGAUCGGUUCGUCGCUUGUCGCUAUCUUCAGAGGCACUUUUGUUGUUGGCUUUGUUGCGCGCGCACAAAGCAAAACUAAUUAAAAGUGAACACGAAACCAUGUAAACAACAAUAACAAACAACAACUAAUUAAUAAAUCAUCUUCGAAUUCAAACUAACAGCUAAAUAAUCGCAUCUAAUCAAAAGUCGCGAUUCGCAAAGUGCAACAACAAUUAUAUUGACAUACAUAUGCAAAUAUUAUUUUGUAAAUAUUUUGACGGAAUUUCGCCGAAAAUUGUGUUAUUGUAGUUGCCACGCGUUUAAGUGUUAAGUCGAAAUCGUGCUUUAUAUUUAGAAUAAGCACUCUGUGUUAAGCCAGCGCUCACCUGUUGCCUCUGUGUGUGUACGUGUGUGUAUCGCGCCACACGUGAGAUUAUCGAGCGGCUUUAUUAAAGACUUAAAAAUGGCUCGCCUUACUUUCCUGUUAGCCACACUGCUGCUAAGCUGUCUUCUGCUGAACACUAGUGUGGAUGCUAAAGAAUACAUGCGUUGCCAGUUGGCGCGAGAGCUUUUGCUAAAAUACGGUAUCAACAAAACGUUUCUCUCCAACUGGAUUUGCUUGAUCGAGCACGAGAGCAAGAGGAACACCCAAGUUGUGAAACGAAAUCCUAACGGCAGCGCCACUUACGGACUCUUUCAGAUAAGCAGCAAGGAAUGGUGUCGCGUUAGUCGCAAAGGUGGCCUUUGCGAUAAGAAAUGUGAAGACUUCCUUGAUGACAACAUUGACGACGAUGUGGUGUGUGCGAAGCGAAUAUUCGAACGUGAUGGCUUCAAAAAUUGGCCCGGCUGGAGUGCCUCGUGCCGCAACACCCAGAACCUGCCGAACCUCGGCCUGGCGUGCAACAUACAGACAGUGAGACCGACCCGAUCAUUGAGACUUAAUCAGAAAUCUAAUUAUUAUAUUAUUGUAUGAAAUUUUAAUAUUAACUAGGUGUAAACGAUAGUGGAACGGGGUGGAGGGUAGUGGCAUUUUGUAACUACGAAACAGCAAAAUGCUACACACACAUGUACAUAUGUGCGUCACAUUUUGAGUGCCUUCAUAGUGGGCAUCCACACAUACCA